AAAGUCACCUGAUUGUUUUUAAAUAUAUCUAACAUAUUUUAUUAACCCUUUUAGUGUAAGCAAUUUGAAAACAAAAAAUAAAAAGCUUUUAGGUCGCACCGCGUGCUCCCUUAGUUAAACUAUUUGGCCGGGCGAGUUCAUUGGAAGUACAGAACUUUCCCAUAUUGAAAACUGAGGGAGGACCGGUCGGUCUGCUAAUUCUCCCAAUGACACCUGAUCAGAUGGCAGAGCUUAAGAACCAGGUAAGGCCCAGGAAACGUCCGACCGCCAGCAAGCCGAUCAAAUCCAAAGAGCGCGUGAUGUCGGAUUCGGAACUGCUCAGUCUCAGGGAUGAACUCGACAAGAUCAUCGAGCUGAAGAAAAUCCCACCUCAGAGCGAUGUGGUGUUUUCACAGCAGUACAUCAUGACGAACAGGGAAAGGAAACCUAUGAUGAUAAAAGACCUGUGCGAGAAGUUACACGAGGAAGAGAAGGAAAGGAAAGAAAAGAAAAACGAAUGGCAGAACAGUACGGACAAAGAGGAGAGAGUUUCCUGGGUGUGGGACAUGCACCCUAAUGUCAAACAGUUCUACGCUGAAAUGGAAACCCCUUCUUUGCGUAAGAACCACCCAGUUUUAGACUCAGGGGUCGUGACCAGCGAAGACAGAAAAUUGCUGAGAGAUAUGAAGCUUUAGAAAAAUCAUAAUAAAAAAAAAUUAUUGAAAGUCA
Cimex lectularius (bed bug) is the source of this 708-nucleotide messenger RNA. RefSeq lists its product as uncharacterized. The coding region runs from base 207 to 674 and encodes 155 amino acids. The transcript is spliced from 4 exons. Lineage: Eukaryota; Metazoa; Arthropoda; Insecta; Hemiptera; Cimicidae. The record is from RefSeq and is a predicted model, not a curated record.